Anoplopoma fimbria (sablefish) is the source of this 2634-nucleotide messenger RNA. It is a transcript of the gene srfbp1, whose product is annotated as serum response factor binding protein 1. Gene Ontology annotation, cellular component: nucleus; 90S preribosome. The transcript has 3 exons. Gene Ontology annotation, biological process: maturation of SSU-rRNA. The coding region runs from base 98 to 1948 and encodes 616 amino acids. Lineage: Eukaryota; Metazoa; Chordata; Actinopteri; Perciformes; Anoplopomatidae. The record is from RefSeq and is a predicted model, not a curated record.
GUCGUCGGAGUCGGAAGGCGACGUAAACAUGGCUGCCCCCAGCGCGUCGAUGCGUUUCUCUCUGUUUUAAGUGUUUAAAGCUCGUUUCUGAACGAUCAUGAUUACCAUGGACAAAGUAGAGGAAAUGAUGCCAUCUGCUGAGGAGAAGGAGAAGCAGGAGGAAGAGAUUAAGAUGGAAGAAGCAGAUGAUGAUUUAGAAGGAGAAGAUGAUGCUGGAGAUGAGGAAGAAAAGAAAGAUGAUGAAGAACAGGAAGGUGGCGAUGAACAGAAAGACAAAGCAAUCCCACAGGCCGCCGCUGCCGCCAAAAAAAAGAAGAAGAAAAACCCGUUUCCUGUCAAAUCCAAAGAGAAAAAGCAGGAUGAGGUUCUGAACCUCAACAACGAGGUGGUGAGGAUGAGGAAGGAGGUGAAGAGGGUGAGGGCUUUGGUCAUCAGGAAGCUGACGCGACAGAUGAGCAGCCUGAAGAAGAAGAAGGGCAAAGACGAGGAAAUAGAGAGGAACCAGAGGAGAGCUGCCAGACUGCUAGAGGAGAUCCACGCCAUGAAGACCCUCUCCCCAGACCUGGUGACCAAGACAGCCCUGCAGAAGAAUCUACACUUCGACCAGGUGUGCAAAGACCCCAAGUCUACCAUUUCCGACCGGGCCACGGCACGCAUCGCCACCCACCCCCAGUUCAACAAGAAGAUCGAGGCCAUCAAAGCUGCCGUGAAAGCCUUCAAAGAGGAGCGGAAGAAAGGUGGGAAGCAGGGAGGGAAGGAAAAGGUGCAAAAUAAAGCUUUGAAUGUGACUCCACAGUUACCAGACAAAAAGGCAGAGAGAAAGAGUGAGAAAAAAGAGGAGGACAUACUAGUGGAGCAAAAGGAAAUCCUGGAGAAAGAGGAAGGCGAUGAAAUCCCCAAAGACGCUACAGAAGCAACUGUUGCUGAACCUGAGAAGGAAACAGUGGAAGCAAGUCCUUCAGCUGAUACUGCUGAUUGUCAAAUGAAAGAAAUGCCAGCGGCUAAGAAUGAGACACCUGCACCCAUAAAGAGUAGUGAAGUAAAGGACAUUGUUAUGCCAGAAGCUAAGAAUGAGACACCUGCAACUGUAAAGAGUAGUGAAGUAAAGGACAUUGUAAUGCCAGAGGCUAAGAAUGAGACACCUGCACCCGUAAAGAGUAGUGAAGUGAAGGACAUUGUUGAAAAUAAACCAGAAAAGAAGAAGUCUGCACCUGAAGUGCUUCACAAAAAGAAGGAUGAGGAAGAGAGCGAUCUGGAGUCAUCAGAGGAUGAAGAGAAAGAGUACUUUGAUGACAGCACAGAGGAACGCUUCAACAAGCAGUCCUCCCAGUCUGAGAUGAGCGACGACGACGGCGGCUUCUUUGUGGGAAAAGUGAGCAAAUACAAGAAGAAGAAGAAGCCGAAAAGUGGCGAAGAGGAGAAGGCCGAUAAGGAGCGCGGAGGGGAGAGUUCAGACCGGGUCCAGAAUGAACUUGAUGAGCUUGAGUCCAGGCUGAAGUCCAAGGCGACCUCUUUUCAGUCCGUGUUUUGUUCCUCGCUCUCUUCGUCCAGGCCUGGUGGGGGCCGAGGUGCAGGCAGAGGCAGAGGGAGAGGUGGAGAUAGAUUUAGGGACCAAGGGAAACCAAGGGGUGGUGGUGGUGGUGGUGGUCUAGAUAGAGAUUUCAGUAAACAACCAAGGUUCCAAAAGCAGGAAAGAGGAGCAGAAAGAAAUCCAGAGUCCAAGUACAGCAAGCCCUACCCCGAGGGCGGCAGAGGGAGGGGGCGAGGCAGGGGUGAUGGUGCGAGGCACAAUGAUCGCAGGGGUGGAGGUGGAGGUCGAGGUGGCUUUACCCAUCAGGCACCAGAGCAGGCACUGCAUCCAUCCUGGGAGGCCAGUAAGAAAAGGAAGGAGCAGCAAGGACAAAUCCUGGCCUUCCAGGGGAAGAAGAUCAAGUUUGACGAUGAUUAGUGAGACCGUUUGUUUAUUAAUCCUGAACACAUGCCGUUGUUUUAGUGUCGUACAUGCCAUGUUUGGGGAUCCUUGUUAUCUGACACGAGGUGGUGUCGUCGUCAUUUAGUAAGUUGGACGCUCAACACUAGUGGAGAUGAUCUCGGUGUAGUUCAGUGACUCAUGUGUUGCAGGGUGUAAACUGCUUUUUCAUCCUCAUGGCUGGUAAAAGAGAACAAACGUGGAGAUUUGUUUUGCAUAAAUUAUCAAAAGAAAUGUGUUAGAAUAUUUUUUUAUUCUAAAACUGUGAAAUGUCUUAGCUGAAGCAUGUCUCUUGUCAUAAUGUAAGUUUACCAGUUAACAACAGUUUGAGGAACAAGUAAUUUGUAACAAAUGACAAUUCUGUUAGAAAUGUACAUGUGGGGAUUUUGGAAAGUGAUAUUUUUCUCUUUUUUUUUAAUGUUUUUUGAAGAAAAUAUUUAUAAACCUGUACAAGAUUUCACUGCGUUGUCCGAAAUGGUAAUGAGGGUCCAGUUAUUGUAUUGUACACAAUAUCUGCAAUAUAUGUAUGAUGAUAGACAUAUGUUAUCUUUUGCAGCAAGAUCUUAAAACUGAAUAACUUCACCCUGUUUUUGUUACUUAUCCCUCAACAAGAUAUGUAUUUAAGUAAUAUGGGGUUUAUAUAAUAGUUACAGUUGUAAUGUACU